Arabidopsis lyrata subsp. lyrata is the source of this 278-nucleotide messenger RNA. RefSeq lists its product as uncharacterized. Lineage: Eukaryota; Viridiplantae; Streptophyta; Magnoliopsida; Brassicales; Brassicaceae. The record is from RefSeq and is a predicted model, not a curated record.
AUGCUAGGUGUCUUCUUUGGUGGUAUUGAAGAUAAUAUGGCCUGUCCUAACUUUGUUGCCUUCCACAUUAAGUCGGUCAAGCUGAUGUGGCCAACGGUUGAGAUCGAAAGAGCCAAUUGGAAUCUACCAAGUCGCUUCGAUCUAGAGAUUAGGAAGAACAUAAGCCACAAGUUGAAGCAAAUGGUGGGUCCAUAUUAAGGUGAAUAAGGUUAAGUUAAAUCAACAUCACCUGGUCUGUUUAUACAAGUCCAAUUUGCAUAUGAUCACCAUCAUAUUCA